ACAGCCCUUUGAGCUCUCCCAAACACUUCAAACAACUAUCAUGCCGUCAACUUCCUUGAACGAGAGAGGGAACUUCCAGUUCUCAGAAGCACAUGAAAAUAUUGCUGCUGAAGCAGUGGCAAGAGCUGCAGAGGAUCUCUCUCAGUUCCCCCAAACUCUUCAAACAACUACAGUUCCUUCUGCCCAAGAAACCUCUAUAAUGGUGGCUGAUGAUAAGCUGCCUGAGAGGUUUCAGUGGGUGCUGAAUGCACCAGAACCACCAGGUCUAUGGUGUAAGCUGCAGAAUGGCAUUACCGAAACUAUCUUUCCUCUCAAGAACAAAUUUCAACAUCUCAGGGAGCAUCAAGUGUCCAAAUCUUUGGGAAAUCUAUUUCCUAUUCUUUCUUGGGGCAAAGCCUACAACAUCAAAAUGUUCAGGAAGGAUUUAUUGGCUGGUUUGACUCUUGCAAGCCUCUGCAUUCCUCAAAGCAUUGGAUAUGCAACUCUAGCCAAGCUUGAUCCUCAGUAUGGUCUCUACACUAGUGUUGUUCCACCAUUUUUGUAUGCAAUACUGGGAACUUCAAGAGAGAUUGCAAUUGGACCUGUUGCUGUAGUUUCACUGCUUUUGUCAGCCAUGAUUCAGAAGAUAGAAGAUCCUGUAGCAAAUCCUGUUGCGUAUACGGGGCUGGUGAUCACUGUAACCCUUUUUGCUGGUAUCUUUCAAGCUGCCUUUGGAGCAUUCAGGUUGGGAUUUCUGGUUGAUCUUCUAUCCCAUGCUGCCAUAGUUGGGUUCAUGGCUGGUGCAGCUAUCAUGAUUGGCCUUCAGCAACUGAAGGGACUGCUUGGAACUACUAAAUUUACAAACAAAACUGAUAUUAUCUCUGUCCUUGCAGCUGUUUGGAGAUCAGUCCAUGAUUCUUGGAAUCCUCUGAACUUCAUACUUGGUUGUUCAUUUCUCAGCUUCAUCCUAACAACCAGAUUUCUGGGUCGAAAAAAGCAGAAGCUUUUCUGGUUAUCAACCAUUGCACCUCUCACAUCUGUCGUUUUAUCAACACUCAUUGUCUUCCUAACAAGAGCUGAUAAGCAUGGAGUCAAGAUAGUGAAGCAUAUCAAAUCUGGGUUGAACCCUAUUUCUGUUCACCAGUUACAGUUGAACGGACCACAUACUGCUGAAGCUGCCAAAAUUGGGCUUAUUGUCGCAGUUGUUGCACUUGCGGAAGCCAUUGCCGUUGGACGAUCGUUUGCAUCAGUGAGAGGAUACCACCUUGAUGGAAACAAAGAAAUGGUGGCAAUGGGAGUCAUGAAUGUUGCGGGAUCACUAACUUCUUGCUAUGUUGCAACAGGUUCAUUCUCAAGGACUGCUGUUAACUUUAGUGCUGGCUGUGAAACUGUGGUGUCAAACAUUGUAAUGGCUGUGACAGUUAUCAUAUCACUGGAAUUGUUCACACGACUCUUGUUCUACACUCCGAUUGCAAUCCUUGCUUCAAUUAUUCUUUCAGCUUUGCCAGGACUGAUUGACCUAAAUGAGGCUUACAACAUAUGGAAAGUUGAUAAGCUAGACUUCCUUGCUUGCAUUGGAGCAUUUCUUGGAGUGUUGUUUGCAUCUGUCGAGAUCGGCCUACUAGUUGCGGUAGGGGUGUCAUUUGUAACAGUAAUAUUGAGUUCCAUCCAGCCAGGGACAGAAACUCUCGGGAGGAUUCCUGGAACUGAUAUAUUUGUGGAUGUAAAUCAAUAUCCGAUGGCUGUUGAGAUCCCUGGAAUUCUUGUUACCAGACUCAAGUGUGCCUUGCUCUGCUUUGCAAACUCUAAUUGCAUCAAAGAACGGAUACUGCAACUGGCAACUGGAAAGCAGGAGGUGGGUGAUAAAGGCAAUGCCAAAGGAAAGACCCAAUUAAUAGUAUUUGACAUGUCAAAUUUGAUGAACAUUGACACUACGGGGCUUGCUUCUCUGAAGGAAUUGCAUAACAGCCUAGCAUCAGAGGGGAUAGAAUUUGCUGUGACCAAUCCAAGGUGGCAAGUCAUUCACAAGCUAAGGCUGGCCAACUUUGUGAACAGCAUUGGAAGGAGGGUCUUUUUAACUGUUGGAGAAGCAAUUGAUGCGUGUAUUACUGCUAAAAUGGCCUAAUAAACAAGUUGGAGUUGUGUUGUCUGUCCCAAAAAUAUCGUAUAAAUAUAAUGGGAUGUAUAAUAAAUGUAAAUACUUGCUUCUUUCCUUACCAACUAGGACAAGGGAAGAAGAAUGCUAUGGCUUGUGAUGGUGGUGAUAUUCUGUAAGAAACUUAAGCAUGAAAGCUGUGAAAUUCAUGUAGUUGUAAUAUAUCAUGCUUGGUGUGCUGCAAAAA
Messenger RNA from Coffea eugenioides, 2321 nucleotides. RefSeq names its product low affinity sulfate transporter 3-like. Gene Ontology annotation, cellular component: membrane. Gene Ontology annotation, molecular function: secondary active sulfate transmembrane transporter activity. The coding region runs from base 41 to 2104 and encodes 687 amino acids. The record is from RefSeq and is a predicted model, not a curated record. Gene Ontology annotation, biological process: transmembrane transport. NCBI's taxonomy places the organism in Eukaryota, Viridiplantae, Streptophyta, Magnoliopsida, Gentianales, Rubiaceae. The transcript has 12 exons.